AUGGCUCAAACAACCCAGAUUCCUGCAACAACAUGCGCUGAGUAUAUCGCUCUCAACUCCUUCUUCCACCAGGCCCCUGCGCCAGUCGUUCGAAAUACGAGCAAUCGAUUGUCAAACGACCAAGAAUACAUUUUGCCAUUUUCUAAAGAGCUUGGACUAACCGAAGUUCUUGCUUUCAUAGCAAAAACGAAGGAUGGGUGGGAUUAUAUACCGGCCGUCUGCGUUAAACAGAAUCCAUCUGGGACGGCCUUGGAUGUCAUUCUAGCCAUCAACAAAAGAACCUAUUCCGAUGGAGAUGAUAUCUUACGAAACCUGAAAGUAAACUUUGAACAGGUCUUCCAAAUACUUCACGAUUCUGAAUAUGAUAAGCCUGACCUUCAAGGGAGAGUCUUGAUGUCUAUUAUUUCAAUGUGCUCACCACGGGUACUAUGCCGGUUAGGUCUCGACCGGAAAGCAACUAAGAGACCUAUUCAAGAUCUACUGAGGGAGGCUAUGUUCAGUAUUCAACAAAUUACGGAUCAGAAGCUUCACAGCGAAAACUUAUCACUCACAUCGACUUUGUUCAUAUCAGAAGCAAAGAAAGUCAUACAUCUGGUCGAUCGAUGGUUGAAGCACAGAACUUUGAAUGAGCUGAAUGAUCUUGUGGAAGGGAUUCAUCACUUGAAACAAACAGCCCCGCGGUUGCAAGAGCUCCUAAAUAUGAUCUCGAACAAUGACAUGAGUCCGUCCUCGAGGUCAAGCUGCCUGAAUAUGAUCAGAAAAGUGUCACGAUACCGGGAAGCCGCAAGAAAACUCUAUCGUAUGGCCAAAAAGUUUCCACUGGUCCGAAACAUGAAAAUUCAACUGGCAAGCCUCCCCAAGAAGGCAUUCGAAGGCCAGACGCACUCCAACCAGAUUUCGAACUUGUACUCAUGCUUAUCGAAGCUUGGAUUGGCCAAGAGGCAACAAGAUAUCUUCCUUUUGUGCCGCAAUUUGAAAAUUGAUAAAGACGCUGCCCUUGCCAGGUAUGAAGGAGCUCAAAAGGCUCUAUUAGCGUCUAAAAUCCACGCUGAAAUUCAAAUUGUUGCAUUUUGUGAAAUUCAAGUUCAAAAACCGUUCCCACGAGUGAUUAGUUCAAGCAAAGAUGCAUGCUUUCUCUGCGACACUUUCAUUCAUGUGUACGGACGGAUGCAUACUCCGAAAACCCACGGUCGGCUUUAUCCCGGCUGGAGACUCCCGAGUCUGCCAGGGUUUUACGCACUCAAGCAGAUAUUCAACGAAAGACUAGACGAAAGACUUCGACGCAAUAUUUCACUAGGCCUAGCUCAAGGGAAGCUGCCUGUUUAUCCGACUCCGAAUGAAAGCAACUUGCUUACCUUAUCGGAUUCUUCAACAACUAUACGGCCCUUCAUUGACACUCAGCCGAAAUUCAAUCACGAGGUCCUCAUUGAAUAG
This is a messenger RNA of Penicillium alfredii, 1434 nucleotides long. Its product is annotated as nucleic acid/nucleotide deaminase domain-containing protein. The transcript has 3 exons. Lineage: Eukaryota; Fungi; Ascomycota; Eurotiomycetes; Eurotiales; Aspergillaceae. The record is from RefSeq and is a predicted model, not a curated record. The coding region runs from base 1 to 1434 and encodes 477 amino acids.